This is a messenger RNA of Enhydra lutris kenyoni (northern sea otter), 6558 nucleotides long. RefSeq names its product tectonin beta-propeller repeat containing 2. NCBI's taxonomy places the organism in Eukaryota, Metazoa, Chordata, Mammalia, Carnivora, Mustelidae. The transcript has 19 exons. The record is from RefSeq and is a predicted model, not a curated record. The coding region runs from base 75 to 4310 and encodes 1411 amino acids. Gene Ontology annotation, molecular function: protein binding.
AGCCCCCAGGUUUCCCCAGAUGCCAAGUAAACAUUCCUUUUCCUGCCUGAAGAUCAUCUGUGACAACCUUGGCCAUGGCAUCAGUAUCAGAGCCUAUUACAUUCAGAGAGUUCUGCCCCUUGUACUAUCUCCUCAAUGCCAUUCCCACAAAGGUCCAGAAGGGCUUCCGCUCUAUUGUGGUCUACCUCACAGCUCUCGAUACCAAUGGGGACUACAUUGCUGUGGGCAGCAGCAUCGGCAUGCUCUACCUGUACUGCAGACACUUCAACCAGAUGAGAAAGUACAACUUUGAGGGGAAAACGGAACCCAUCACGGUGGUGAAGCUGCUGAGCUGCUUCGAUGACCUCGUGGCUGCGGGCACCGCCUCUGGGAGGGUCGCUGUCUUUCAGCUUGUGUCCUCGCUGCCGGGGAGAAACAAACAACUUCGGAGAUUUGAUGUCACCGGUAUUCACAGAAACAGCAUAACCGCGCUGGCUUGGAGCCCCAAUGGAAUGAAAUUGUUCUCUGGUGAUGACAAAGGGAAAAUUGUCUAUUCUUCUCUGGAUCUAGACCAGGGCGUGUGUAACUCGCAUCUGGUGUUGGAGGAGCCGUCUUCCAUCGUGCAGCUGGAUUAUAGCCAGAAAGUGCUGCUCGUGUCUACACUACAAAGAAGCCUGCUUUUUUACAUGGAAGAAAAGUCUGUCAAGCAGAUUGGAACACAACCAAGGAAAAGCACUGGGAAGUUUGGAGCUUGUUUUAUACCAGGACUUUGUAAGCAGAGUGAUCUGACCUUGUACGCGUCACGGCCUGGGCUCCGUCUGUGGAAGGCGGAUAUCCAUGGGACUGUUCAAGCCACGUUUAUCUUAAAAGAUGUCUUUGCUGGAGGAGUCAAGCCUUUUGAACUGUACCCACGUCUGGAAUCCUCCGGCAGGGGAGGUUGCGGCUUACCUGAGAGACACCUGGGCCUUGUUUCAUGUUUCUUUCAAGAAGGCUGGGUGUUGAGUUGGAACGAAUAUAGUAUUUACCUUCUAGACACUAUCAACCAGGCCACAAUUGCUGGUUUGGAAGGGUCAGGUGACAUCGUGUCUGUUUCCUGCACAGAAAAUGAAAUAUUUUUCUUAAAGGGAGAUAGGAACAUUAUAAGAAUUUCAAGCAGACCUGAAGGAUUAGCAUCAAUAGCGCGAGAUGGUCUGGAGACACCGGGAUGCUCAGAGCAGGCCCCUGGGCAACGUGGGGAGAAGCCGUCGGGGGCCCCGGUUUCGGAGACAAGGCUCAGGGGCUCUUCCGUGGCCAGUUCUGUGGCCAGCGAGCCCAGGAGCAGGAGCAGCUCACUCAACUCCACCGACAGUGGCUCUGGUCUCCAGGCAGCUCCAGAGCUGGGGAGGGGAGGCCAGCCUGCCUCGCAGAGAUUCAGCGUGAUCAGCUCCGAAGACUUUGACCAGGAGCUUGUCGUGAAGCCUCUGAAAGUGAAAAAGAGGAGGAAGAAGCGAUCAGAAGGUGCACGCAGGAACACCUGCCACAGUUCCCUUGAAUCAACUCCCUGCUCUGAGUUUCCGAGUGACAGUCCCCAGUCCUUGAACACAGACCUGCUCUCCAUGACCUCGAGUUUGGGCAGCAUCGUGGAUCGGUUGAGCACAGAGUCUCCUGACCAGGAGAGUAACCUCAGCGGUGAGGUGAAUGGUGUCCUGCAGGAAAAUAUUGACCCCGAAGCGUUCAGUGUCCUGGAGGUGCCUGAGCCCGCCACUGCCGUCCUGCAUGAAGGGAAUGGCGACAGACCUGGACUCCCACGAUGUGACUGUGCAGAAGACACAGGGCCGCACAGUGGAGUGCGGACUUCACUCCUGGAGCUGAGGGAAGCUGUGGAAGGUAGUGACGCUACAGAACUCAGAGAGGAACCUUGUCCCGCAGACGAUGGACUGAAUAGCAGACAGUCGCCCUGUCGAGAAAAGGACAGCUCUGCAGAGGCCCGGGAAGCAGGGGAUGUGGAGCUUGAUGACCCCCAAAGCACUUUUUCUGAAGUCCCUUUCUUGGACUCACCCCCGGUGCCUUCCAGCCUCAGCUGGGCCCCCCGUGCCGAGCUGUGGCUGCCGGGGACCGGAGCUGAUGAAGGCUGUGCCGAGGAGCCCAGCAAGGAGCAGGGCUUCCUCACACACAUGGGGGGCCCGAGCCACCUUGGCUCACAUCCCUGGCACACUGUCACCGACAGUGACACAGGCCUGAAGGAAAUGGUUGCCUCGGGUUGUGACUCGGGGAGUGUGAGAGGACGGCUGACACCCCCAGUCUCUGCCUUGGUGGCUCACACCCGUGAGCCUCGGCUCGAGCAGCCUUCACGGGACCAGGUGUUGACAUCCAGUGACGAGGAGGACAUCUAUGCCCAGGGGUUGCCUUCUUCUUCCUCGGAGACAAGUGUGACAGAGCUCGGAGGUAGUCGCUCCCUGCAGGACCUAAGCCAGCCUGGCGCGGAGGACACCGGGCUCCUAAAGUCAGAUCAGUUUGCAGAAAGCUGGAUGGGAUACUCCGGUCCCGGCUACGGCAUACUCAGCUUGGCGGUCUCAGAGAAGUACAUUUGGUGCCUGGACUACAAAGGCGGCCUGUUCUGCAGCGCACUGCCGGGCGCUGGGCUCCGCUGGCAGAAGUUUGAGGACGCCGUCCAGCAGGUGGCGGUCUCCCCCUCAGGAGCCCUUCUCUGGAAGAUUGAGCAGAAAUCUAACCGAGCUUUUGCUUGUGGAAAAGUGACCAUCAAGGGGAAGCGGCACUGGUAUGAAGCCCUGCCCCAGGCAGUGUUUGUGGCCCUGAGCGAUGACACGGCCUGGAUCAUCAGGACAAAUGGAGAUCUGUACCUGCAGACAGGUCUCAGUGUGGAUCGCCCUUGUGCUAGAGCCGUAAAGGUCGACUGUCCAUACCCACUGUCCCAGGUCACAGCCCGAAACAGCGUGGUGUGGGCGCUGACAGAGCAGCGAGCCCUCCUGUAUCGGGAGGGCGUGAGCAGCUUCUGCCCCGAAGGGGAGCAGUGGAAAUGUGACAUCGUCAGUGAAAGGCAGGCUUUGGAACCUGUCUGUAUAACUCUCGGGGACCAGCAGACUCUGUGGGCCCUGGACAUCCGAGGGAACCUCUGGUUCCGAACUGGUAUCGUUUCCAAGAAGCCCCAGGGAGAUGACGACCAUUGGUGGCAAGUGAGCAUCACCGACUACGUGGUGUUCGACCAGUGCAGCUUAUUCCAGACCAUAAUCCAUGCCACGCACUCUGUGGCCACGGCAGCCCAAGUGCCCGUGGAGAAGGUGGCGGAUAAGCUGCGCAUGGCGUUUUGGUCUCAGCAGCUGCAGUGCCAGCCAAGCCUCCUCGGGGUCCACAGCAGCGGCGUCUGGAUCUCCUCGGGCAAGAACGAGUUCCAUGUCGCUAAAGGAAAUCUCAUCGGCACUUACUGGAAUAAUGUUGUUCCCCGUGGGACAGCUUCUGCAACGAAGUGGGCCUUUGUGCUGGCUUCCACUGCUCCCUCAAAGGAAGGAAGCUCCUUGUGGCUGUGCCAGAGCAGCAAGGAUCUGUGCAGCGUCAGUGCCCAGGAUGCGCAGUCCCGCCCCUCCACAGUGCAGCUGCCUCCCGACGCUGAGAUGAGGGCGUACGCCGCCUGCCAGGACGCUCUGUGGGCCCUGGACAGCCUCGGGCAGGUGUUCAUCAGGACGCUGUCCAAGAGCUGCCCCACGGGCAUGCACUGGACGCGGCUGGACCUCUCCCAGCUAGGAGCUGUAAAACUGACAAGCUUGGCGUGUGGCAAUCAGCACAUCUGGGCGUGUGACUCUAGGGGUGGCGUGUACUUCCGAGUGGGGACCCAGCCUCUCAACCCCAGUCUGAUGCUUCCGGCCUGGAUAAUGAUUGAGCCCCCGGUCCAGCCCGCGGGGGUCACGUUGGUCAGCGUCCACUGUAGUCCAAACGACCAGAUGCUGUGGGCGCUUGACAGCAGGUGGAACGUGCACGUCCGGGCCGGCAUCACCGAAGAGAUGCCCGUGGGGACCGACUGGGAGCACGUGCCAGGGCUGCAGGCCUGCCAGCUGGCACUAAGCACCAGGACCGUGUGGGCCCGCUGCCCCAACGGUGACCUUGCCCGGCGGUACGGCAUCACCGACAAGAACCCCGCGGGAGACUACUGGAAGAAAAUUCCUGGCAACGUGACGUGUUUCACAGUGACCUCGUCAGAUGAGCUGUGGGCCGUGGGCCCCCCCGGUUACCUCCUCCAGCGGCUGACGAGGACUUUCAGCCACUCACAUGGUGCCGCGAGCAGCCAUGCCACCACCCCCCACCCCGAGGACCUGGAGGACGAGUGGGAGGUCAUCUGACGGAGCCUCGGGCCAGGCGCUCAGGAGGGAGCAGGCCGAGAGAGGGGGGUGGACACGGUGGUUUCGGAGUCGCGGGCUCUUAGCCACACCUUGUCGGCUCCUGUCCAGACAUGUCGGGCCGGCUUGGACCGCCCACACUUGCUUUCAUCCAUGUUUGUUUCCGUCUUGUUCCAGAACCCACAGCCUCAGCCAAGUGAUCUGGAGCCCUUGCUGGCGCGGCCGUGCCUCUGAGCUCCUGCAGAGGCCGCCUCCUCCCGGCCUUGCCGGGCCCGCCGCAGGCAUGAGCUGGGGAGCCGGAGGUCAGCGUGCUCCCACCGCUGAGGGGGUCCCGCUCAGCUUCAUGGUCACCACAGGGACGUGAGUUCUAGCACAUUCCAUGCUGGACACCCCGGCUGGGAAACCCAGCCUACGUCAGAGAGGUGGGGCACUGGUUUGUGCCAGCACACAGCGCGCGCACAUACACACACACACACCCCCAACCCAUGCCCUCCCGGCCCGCUCACAGGGCACGGCAUGCUCGCUUCCUGGAGAACACACUUUAGCCAAAACAAUACAGGCCGGUGGAGGACACGGAAUAGAAAAGGUGCACGUGUUUCCAAGGCAGCCGUGGCCCCGGGAGGCGCAGCGGGCCGUGGGGGAGCUCAGCCAUGGGAGCUCACUGAGCGCGCUCGUCGCAGUGCUGUGCAGUGCUGCUGGCGGCCGUUGUGGAGCCCAGAAGCGUCCUCACAGGAUGUGUCUACUAAUUAUUGCCUUUUUUGUUUGUUGUAUUACAAACCUGCAUAAGAUACCUCAUUCGAAAUCAGCUCUUAUAAAUUUAGAGGAGAAAUGUAUUCCCUGAAACCAGCGGAAGGCCUUUCGUUCCUCCGCGAGGUUGGCCCUGGGCCUGCCUGGUCCUCCGCCGCAGCUUCCCCGAGCUCGGGUACCCCCUCUGGGGCCGUCGUGGGACCUUCCGGCUGGCUCGAGCUCCCGUGGAUGCCUCCUGGGAGUUCCCGACGGGGCCUGCAGUGGCCUCGCCAGACCUCAGUCUUUGGGGUCCUCGCAGGCAUCUGGGCCAUGGGCUCGGCAGCCCCACCACGGGUCCACCCCGAGGUCAGCACCUCCCAAUCCCGCAGGCGGCUCCCAAGCAGGACUCCAGCCUCGCCGCUUUUUUUAGUCUGCCUUUGGCCCAGGGCCCAGUUACUCGACGCCUGUUUUCUCCUAAGCAAGUGUGUCCGGGAGCCCCCAGGCCACAGCUGAAGAGCGAUCAGAUGUGUUCUCUGACGGGACCCGGCCAGCCGCAAAGAUGGGGGCGUUCCUGGUCUAAACGAGGACAAGAGUCUGAAAUCCCAGAUCCUACUUCACACUCCACUUUUGUAGAAUCCUUGUUUUCGGAGUUUGGUGACGGCAGAGGCCAGCCCAGGCUGGCUGCGGCCUCUCUCUGUGUAUGUUGUGCCUUGCCCGGCCCCCCUCAGACGGCAGAGUUCCCCUAAACCCACGGGACUUUAGUGCAAUUAAACCUAAGUCUAGUUGGAUACUUUUAAACUACUUUUAGCUUCAGUGCUUUGUAUGGUUUUUCCUUCUGGUUUUAAUUUUCAGCUGUGCUUUGAGACAGUGCAAUAAACUAGACUUUUUCCAGACCUGGUCGAGUCUGGUGUUUGGGCUGUGAGAAAGGGCCCCCGUCAGGCGCUCACGAGGCCGGCCUGCCCACCUGUGCUGGAAGAAUCUGCCAAUGGCGUCGGCCAGCACAGCCCCACAGCCAGGAGAGCGUGGCAGAUGUGAUGUUUAAAUAUGCACCAGCGUCCCCAGGGCGGCCGUCCAGAGGUAGAUGCGCCCCCGGUCGCCCCUGGGAAGGACGCCGUCAGGGGAGGCGGAGCACAGAGCUGUCUCCGCUUGGAGGCCCGCCGAGGCCAGGCUGCCAUGGGCAGGCUUCAGAAGGGUUCGAGCCCCUGGGCCUAAGACUCCAUCCAAGAAACAAAUCCAAGUGUCGGCCGCGCCCUGCUGGAAACCAGCAUGUGGGAGAGGAUCCCAUUCAUAGCAGCAGGACACGUUGUAUGCCACGGAAGACCUGAACGAGGUGUGUCCGGCUCCUGUCAGGGAAUGUCACACUCCACAGAAGACGGCGGAGAAAGUUUGAAUUCAGAAGACAUGUCCGAUGUCCCUGAUGAAAGACAAAGGAAACCGUAGACAUCCAUCCUUCCCAAAGCGUUUAACUGUUUGUCAGAACGCUUGGUGGAAUGGGGCGCCUGGGUGGCUCCAUGGGUUAAGCCUC